This is a messenger RNA of Besnoitia besnoiti, 243 nucleotides long. RefSeq names its product dynein light chain DLC. Bases 1 to 243 code for a protein of 80 amino acids. The record is from RefSeq and is a predicted model, not a curated record. The transcript has a single exon. Gene Ontology annotation, cellular component: dynein complex. Lineage: Eukaryota; Apicomplexa; Conoidasida; Eucoccidiorida; Sarcocystidae. Gene Ontology annotation, biological process: microtubule-based process. Gene Ontology annotation, molecular function: dynein light intermediate chain binding; dynein intermediate chain binding.
AUGCCCCAGGCGUCUCGAAUGUCUUUCUGGCUUGGGGCGGCGCUUCGUUUUCAGGCUGUGGAGAUGUUCAAGAACGUCCGGGACAUCGCAGACCACAUCAAGCAGUUCUUCGAUUCGAAGCACCAGCCAACAUGGAACUGCAUUGUCGGGCGGUACUUCGGAUCGAAAGUCACAUACGAAAGCAAGCGCUACAUCUAUUUCAGCGUUGGGCAGCUUUCCGUCCUUUUGUGGCGAUGCGCGUAA